AUGUCAGGACCGUCAGGUAAACUCGGCGGUCUUUCCACCAGUGUCGUCGCCAUCAUCGCUGUCGGUGGUGUAGCAGGCCUGCUAGCCCUCAUUGUCGUUACGUCUCUCAUCUUGGACAUACCAAAGCGUAUGAAGCAAAAGAAGAACACUGGCCUCAUGGCACCAGAAGAGAUGGAGAAGAAGAGUGUAGAGAUUGACGACGCGGAAAAGGGUGCUAUCAAGCAAGCGACAAGAGAGAUAUCAGUUCAAUCCCCGAGCUUUCUAUUCGAAUACCACAACGUUAAGAUGAGUUUAUCGGCACUACAUUUAAUGUUCUACGACACCUUUCUGUGA
Messenger RNA from Alternaria viburni, 333 nucleotides. RefSeq lists its product as uncharacterized. Lineage: Eukaryota; Fungi; Ascomycota; Dothideomycetes; Pleosporales; Pleosporaceae. The transcript has 2 exons. The record is from RefSeq and is a predicted model, not a curated record. The coding region runs from base 1 to 333 and encodes 110 amino acids.